Messenger RNA from Anolis sagrei ordinatus, 612 nucleotides. RefSeq names its product tubulin polymerization-promoting protein family member 2-like. Gene Ontology annotation, molecular function: tubulin binding. NCBI's taxonomy places the organism in Eukaryota, Metazoa, Chordata, Lepidosauria, Squamata, Anolidae. Gene Ontology annotation, cellular component: microtubule. Gene Ontology annotation, biological process: microtubule bundle formation; positive regulation of protein polymerization; microtubule polymerization. The record is from RefSeq and is a predicted model, not a curated record.
UUCACCCACUUUCCCCAUAUCUAUUUAAAGCCAGAUAAAAAGUCCAAGAUGUUCCCUAAAGAGAACAUCCUAUUGUAUCUUCCUUCAGCAACUUACCCCACAAUUACAGGGAGGAUGUCAGAGCUAGAAAAGGCUUUCCGUAGGUUUGCAAUUUAUGGCGAAAGCUCCACCAGCGGCAAUGAAAUGACAAACAAGAACUUUUCUAAGAUGUUGAAAGAGUGUGGUGUGGUGGACGGAGAGAUGGUUACCAGCACUGAUGUGGACAACAUGUUCAACAAAUACAAAUACAAGGGAGCCCGAAACAUCAAUUACAUUGAGUUCCAACAAGCCCUUAAGGAGCUGAGUGGAAAGCGCUUUAAGGGCAAGUCCCCUGAGGAGGCUUUGCAUGCCAUCUUCAAGCUGAUGGAGGGCAAAGAGCCAGACAACCUGGGAUCCACAAAAUCUGUUGCAGCCAGUGUGGUGGAAAGAUUGACCGAUACAAGCAAAUACACGGGCUCUCAUAAGGAACAUUUUGGCAAUACUGGCAAAGGCAAAGGUUUAACUGGGCACGUAGACAUGGCUGACAAGGGCCAUGUCGGGGCUUGCAAGGGAACCUAUGACAAGACCCACUAA